AUGACUUGUCUGCCAUUCGGAUUAGCUGCAGCCCCGCGGAUUUUUGCUUCGGUAACAAACUGGACAGCCGAAAUACUUCGCAAGAACGGUCUGCGUCUAGUGGUUUAUCUAGACGAUUAUCUGCUCGUACACCAGGACAGAGACGUUUUGGAAGUUCAAGUAAAGAUGGCUAUACGUUUUUUGAGCAACCUAGGUUGGUGGAUCAAUAUGGAAAAAUCGAUUAUGACACCAACGAGAUUAAUAGACUUUCUGGGAAUAAGAUGGGACACCAGAUUCAACACAAAGUCCCUGCCCUUAGAAAAAAUACAGAAAAUUCGUCAGAAAUUGCUCGUGCGGCUUGCGACCGGCAGUUGGAACCUAGAGCAGGCGCAACGCCUCUUAGGAUACCUCAACUUUGCAACUUUCAUCAUCCACCGGGGAAGGUUGCAUUGCCGAGUCCUGCAGUACCACAGCAACAAGCUCAGGAAGUAUCCUCACUUAUCAAAGCGGUAUCCGGACGAGGUACGUACAGAGCUGGAGUGGUGGCUAGAGAACAUCAGUCAGAGGACACCCAUUCAUCCUCAGAGAAUGGCCACGAACCACGUCAUCACCGACGCGUCGGACAUUCAAUGGGGAGCCCUUGUAAACAACGAGAUGGUGAAAGGGUCAUGGGAACACCACCAGAGAAAAUGGCACUGCAAUUUGAAGGAGAUGUAUGCAGUCAUAGCCGCCAUAUCCUCCAGAGCAACGUUGCUCCAAGAUUCGAGAGUAAUUCUUCAGUGCGACAACAGAACAGUUGUUGCCUAUAUAAAGAACGAGGGAGGAACCCGGUCACGACAAUUGCUAGAUCUGACUCAAAAACUGCUGGCUCUUGUAGAUCACCUCAAUGUUGUACUUCUCCCUCACCACCUGCCGGGACUGUACAACACCGAAGCCGACCACCUCUCUCGAAAUCGCGCCGGCUCCGAGUGGCAUCUCACAGAAGAAGCAACCACGAGGCUGUUCAAUCUGUGGGGAAUACCAGACAUAGACUUGUUCGCGUCUCGGACCGCACACGUGGUUUCAAACUAUGUUACUCUAGACUUGCUAGACUCGAACGCCUGCUUUCACGACGAGUUCAGCAGAUCUUGGCACUAUCGACUGGCAUGGCUGUUUCCACCACCCAGUCUGAUACCCAGAGUACUAGGCCACCUCAACUCAGCCUCAGGUCGGUACAUACUAGUGGCACCCAAGUGGAAGAAGCCCUUUUGGAGGCCAGACCUGAAAGCACGGGCCCUCAAACGACCCGUGAAAAUCAGAGAUCUGAGCACCAGUCUGGUGGACACAAUGACAAUGAUACCGCCAGCUCAAGUCAGCAAUCUAGGCCUGGAAGCUUGGCUCAUUUCGGGUGGGACGCGCUGA
Molecule: messenger RNA, 1380 nt
Organism: Vanessa atalanta (red admiral)
Lineage: Eukaryota; Metazoa; Arthropoda; Insecta; Lepidoptera; Nymphalidae
Exons: 1
Coding region: 1-1380 (459 amino acids)
Molecular function (GO): nucleic acid binding
Source: RefSeq, a predicted model, not a curated record